ACGAGCGGACAAACUCCAAAAGCAAGAAAGCAGAGGCUACCAGAACACUCUAUUAUUGUAAGAGAGAAACGCCGCAAUGGGGGUCAACUUGUUUAUAGUGACAAGUUUCGUUUUGGCUUUCGCUGGUUUAGCCCAAUGUGCCCUUCGAUUGGAUCUUGGUGCGGCGGCAAGCGAAAACAUUUGGACGGUGGCUAACAACAACGGCUCUAUUAACAUUGCUGCAACUGUGCCUGGAGGGAUUUACUCUGAUUUAAAAAAUGCUGGAAUUUUGGAUACAGAUUUUUACUAUCGUUUCAACGACCAUAUGUAUCGCUGGGUGGGUUACGACACAUGGACUUUCACCAGGCAGUUUCAAGUUCCUGCCGAGUUCGUAGGAAAACGGCAAGUAAAUCUUGUCUUUGAGGGCGUUGACACCUACGGGCAAAUUCACAUCAACAAUGAGCAACCAGUCACCGUGGGCAACAUGUUUGUGCGAUACGUUAUUCCAUUCACACCAGAAACUGUGAACACACUGACGGUCGUUCUGCCAUCUGCAAUUGAGUACGCUGCAAACAGGUCUGCCGAAACAUUUGUCGCACCUGAGUGCGUUGCUCCCGAAUUUCAAGGCGAGUGUCAUGCCAACCAAGUCAGGAAAAUGCAAGCAUCCUUUAGCUGGGAUUGGGGACCAGCUUUCCCUUCUGCCGGGAUUUGGAAAAAGGUUUAUGUUGAAGCGUAUGACACGUUGCUAAUCAGAGACACAGUUUACGAUAUUCAGUACUCGGACGCAAAUCAGCAAUGGAUUGUACAACUCACUGUGUACGCCGAACUUUUAUCUAGAGAGCAGUCAUCCGGCUCUGGAGAUUUGCAGUUUGAAAUCCAACUUGAUGAUGUUUUGCAAAGUGCAACGAAAAAAGUUAACUAUCAGGGGCAGCAAGGAGAAAUUGUUUUCACGACAUCAUUAAACGUCCCAGCAGGUUCGGUUCAAACAUGGUAUCCGAAUGGCAUUGGACGUGGACGCAAGUUGUACCAAGCAACAGUUCGAUACAUUCCCGAUGGCGUAGCUGAAACUGCAGAAAAAAAUGAUACGAUUGCUUUCAGGACUUUAAAGGUCGUGCAAGAUUUCGUUGACCCAAAUGACCAAACAAAAGGCCGUCACUUUUAUUUUGAGGUUAAUGGGUCCCCAAUCUUCAUGAAGGGUUCCAACUGGAUUCCAGCACAUGUACUACCUGAGUUUGGUUCCACCGACCAGUAUGCUGAAAAUCUAUUGAGGGCAUCCGCUGAGGCAGGCUUUAAUAUGCUGCGUGUGUGGGGCGGCGGAGUAUAUGAGAGCGACCGCUUUUAUCAGUUGUGCGACGAGCUGGGCAUUCUGGUGUGGCAAGACUUUUUAUUUGCGUGCAGCAUGUACCCGGUGGACGAGCCGUUCUUGAGCAGCGUCCGCACUGAGAUUGUCCAAACCGUCCGCCGGUUGCAGCACCACACAAGCAUUGCCCUUUGGGCUGGUAAUAAUGAAAACGAGGCUGCACUUAUAGGAAAUUGGUACCAAACAGCAUCUAAUUUUUCUGCCUACAAAGCAGAUUACAUCAAACUUUACGUUGACACGGUAAAGCCCCUAGUUAACGCCGAAGAUCCGACAAGAAACUAUUUAGUGUCUAGUCCUUCAAAUGGAAUAAAAUCCGAGGAAGAUGGGUAUGUUUCUGAUGACCCAUACAGCGCUCUCUAUGGAGAUAUCCACUUCUAUAUUUAUCUGUCUGACGGAUGGGACCCCGCUAUUUAUCCACGCACGCGGUUCGCCUCGGAAUUCGGAUUCCAAUCCUUCCCUUCGAUGUGGGCACUUAAUCAGGAUAUUAGCAUCAAUGACCUGGACUUGGGCCUGAACAGUGAAAUAAUCAAUCAAAGACAGCAUCACCCAAAUGGAAAUUUCGAGCUUACCUAUCAGGUUGAGAGUAGACUGUUGCCUGGCGGUCAGUUUAAUUGGAAUACGCGUGAAACGUUUGAAAAAUUCACGUACCUCACCCAGAUUUAUCAAGCAAUGUCCACUAAAACCGAGGCAGAAUGUCACAGGCGUUGGAGGGGCUGGUACGAUGCACCAACAGGGGAAGGCCUCACGAUGGGAUCCUUGUAUUGGCAACUGAAUGACAUUUGGAAUGCCCCCACCUGGGCAGGAAUCCAACAUGAUGGAACUUGGAAAAUGAUGCACUACUACGCGGCAAAAAUGUACAACCCGUUCCUCGUUUCUCCCUAUGUUACUCCCGACCAAAGGCUUUCCGUCCAUGCGAUUAAUGAUAAUUUGGAAGAAUUUGGAGAUGCAGUUAUUAAAGUGAACGUUUUCUCGUGGUCCAAGCUGGAUUCCAUUUACUCAUUCACACAGCCAUUUAUACUGACUAACAAUUCAGCUGUUGAAGUAUUUUCGCAACCUUUAACAACGAUUUUAAACACCGCUGGCUGCGAAAGUUUAUCAAGGAAAGCUGGAAGUCGAAUUCCAGAAGAUUCAUGCUUUUUGACAGUCCAAAUGCUCUCUAGUGACGAGUCCCAGGUCUUGUCUGAGAACUUCGUGUUGCCUGCCAAAUUCAGCUCGGUUUUGGGAAUCGUAAACAAGCCUCAACUUCAGGUUUCUGGUGUCUCCGAUUCCGUUGCAAGCCUUCCUUCAUCCCGCUACGUGCGUGCAUUUGACGUUGUUGUAAGCACUGACAGCGUGGCACCAUUUGUUUGGCUGGAUGCUGCAGACGCUAAGGGCAGAUUCUCUGAAAAUGGGUUCAUCCAAGCUACUGCCACUAAAACCGUUCAGUAUUUCGCCCUGGUGGAUAUAACGCCUGAAGAAUUGCAGUCGAAGUUGACUGUGACUUCGCUAACGCACAACUGGCCAUAAGAACGUGUGUUUAUGUUUUCAGCUAUUUUUCUUUAAGCAGGAAAAAUGUAAUAAAGCAUAAAUUUAAGUAAAAAAAAUACCUUUUUUAUCACAAA
Cloeon dipterum is the source of this 2940-nucleotide messenger RNA. RefSeq names its product beta-mannosidase (gene beta-Man). The record is from RefSeq and is a predicted model, not a curated record. The transcript is spliced from 15 exons. Gene Ontology annotation, molecular function: beta-mannosidase activity. NCBI's taxonomy places the organism in Eukaryota, Metazoa, Arthropoda, Insecta, Ephemeroptera, Baetidae. Gene Ontology annotation, biological process: glycoprotein catabolic process. Bases 77 to 2845 code for a protein of 922 amino acids.